Messenger RNA from Trifolium pratense (red clover), 1077 nucleotides. Its product is annotated as THO complex subunit 7A-like. Gene Ontology annotation, cellular component: THO complex part of transcription export complex. The transcript is spliced from 3 exons. The record is from RefSeq and is a predicted model, not a curated record. Bases 158 to 886 code for a protein of 242 amino acids. Gene Ontology annotation, biological process: mRNA processing; mRNA export from nucleus. Lineage: Eukaryota; Viridiplantae; Streptophyta; Magnoliopsida; Fabales; Fabaceae.
AAGAGAAGCUACCAUAUACGAACCCAUUAGGCCCGUUUGUUCUCCCGUAGUGUGAUAGAUCACUUUCAUUUGAACCAAACCAGAACCGCUCUCACCGGAACUCAGCCACAGACACGGAUUCCACCACCGCACACACCGCCCCAAAAAAGAAAUUGAGAUGAUUGGAAGAGUGAGGAAGGUUUCAGGUCGUGGAGAACCAGUUGCAGCAAAUUAUGCAUUUGGUCCUUCUGUAGAUGAUGUAAUAAUCAAACACAGGCUUUUAACCCGUACAACAACAACUAGAGGUGAACCUCCAUUGAAAAAGCUUCAGAAAAAGUUCACAUCUUUUGUAUCUGAGGUUGAUAAAGAUGAAGAUAACUACAAUGAUUGUGAAAAGCUUGCAAGAGCUUUUUUGCAAGAGCUAACUACUUUUGAGAUUCCUCUUUUGAAGAGUAAAGCAAUUGUUGAAGCUAAUGUUAGGGAGAAGGAUAAUUUCAAUGAGUUGAAAGAUGAAAUGAAUCGACAGAUUUUGCAGGCGCAGGUUGAUAUUGAGGAUCUCAAGAAACAAUUGGAAGAGAGUAAGGUUGAGAGAAGACAUAAGGAGGAGUGUGAGUCUAUUAGGAAAUUGAUUGCUAUGCAGCCGCCGAGAUCUGAGACGCAGAAGGUUUUGACAGAGUUGGAGAAAGAAAUUGCAGCGUUAGAUGCUGAGAAUACUGCUGGUUCGAGAUUGUUGGAGCUUAGGAAGAAGCAGUUUUCGCUUUUGUUGCAUGUGGUGGAUGAGUUGCAGAAUACAAUAGAGGAAGACCAGAAGAGUCUAGUUGAGGAGAUGAGAAUAGCAACUGAGGAGCUUAAGCAUGGGAUGGAGGACGCAAGUGGGGUGCCGGAUGCAAUGGCAGUUGACCAUUAACUAGAUUGAAAGUCUCAUUGUUGUAGCAUCUCAGACUUGCACUUCAUUUUUGGCGCUUUCUUAUUGUGAUUAGGAACCAUAUAUGUAAAUGAAAUAUCAAUGUUAUUGUGCUAGUGCUUAGAACUUUGUAAAACUUGCAUUUUGAUCGGAGUUUUCUAUGAAAUUGUGUAACAACAUUGUUGGCUCUUUCA